Triticum urartu is the source of this 1479-nucleotide messenger RNA. RefSeq names its product protein transport protein SEC13 homolog B. Gene Ontology annotation, cellular component: COPII vesicle coat; nuclear pore outer ring. Gene Ontology annotation, molecular function: protein binding; structural molecule activity. The record is from RefSeq and is a predicted model, not a curated record. Gene Ontology annotation, biological process: protein import into nucleus; COPII-coated vesicle budding. NCBI's taxonomy places the organism in Eukaryota, Viridiplantae, Streptophyta, Magnoliopsida, Poales, Poaceae.
UCAGUUAUCCGGAGCCAAACUCACACCCCUUACCGUGUGGUACGUUUUCUCUCCCCUUCCGAACCCCUCGCGUCCUGACCUUCGCUUCCAAGUUCUUCCAACGCGGCGGAUCUACCUUCAACUGCCGCUGUGCCGCCUUAGCGUCACCGCCGGCGCGUCGAUCCGGCCCCCUCCUGCCGCCACUCGGGGACGCGCUUCUCCGCCGCCACCGCCGUUCCCCUUCUUCCUCGCCCCCGGGAGAUCCUGGCCAUCGGGUCUCCUUCCUUCCUCCGAGGAUCAAAGUUCAGGUUGGCGCCGACAUGUCGUCGAAGAAGAUAGAGCUAGACCACAAGGACAUGGUUCAUGAUUCUGCCAUUGACUACUAUGGGAAGCGCCUUGCCACAGCCUCCUCUGACUCCACUGUGAAGAUCACCAGCAUUGGAGGUGCAUCUGCCCCGUCCCAGCUUGUUGCGACCCUCACUGGCCACUAUGGUCCUGUGUGGCGUGUCGGAUGGGCCCAUCCCAAGUAUGGUUCCAUUCUCGCAUCCUGCGGCUAUGAUGGCCGUGUGAUAGUCUGGAAGGAGGCUGCCACUGGGCAAUGGUCUCAGCUCCAUGUGUUUGACAACCACAAGGCCUCAGUUAACUCCAUUGCUUGGGCUCCAUAUGAACUUGGCCUUUGCCUUGCCUGUGGGUCUUCUGACGGCACCAUCUCUGUCAUCUCCAUGCGGCCUGAUACAGGAGGAUGUGACGCUGCAACCAUUGAGCGGGCGCACCCUGUUGGCGUGACAGCAGUCUCCUGGGCUCCAGCAGCAGCACUCGGGUCCAUGGUUGGCUCAGAUCAGCUCGUCCACAAGAUCGUGUCUGGUGGCUUUGACUGUGUCGUCAAGGUGUGGGAGUUUGUCAAUGGUGGCUGGAAGCUGGAGAGCGCUCUGGUCUCCGACAUGCACAAAGAGUGUGUGAGAGAUGUAUCAUGGGCACCGGUCCUGGGCCUGGCAAAGUCCACCAUCGCCAGCGCGUCCCAAGACGGCAAGGUUGUCAUCUGGACCAGUGGCAAAGGAGGAGGCAAGUGGGAAGGAAAGCUCAUGCGUGACUUCGAGGCUCCGGUGUGGAGGGUGUCCUGGUCCCUGACGGGAAACAUCCUGUCCGUGGCUGCCGGCGAGGGCGACAUAACUCUGUGGAAGGAGUCGUCAGACGGGCAGUGGGAGUCGCUGUGGACCAAGGCCUCAGAGGAGCCGCCGCAGGAGGAGCAGGCGAUCGAGGAGGCCAUGCAGUAGGAGGGGAGUCUGCGCCACAUCUCCCGUGUCGAUUUCGGACCGUGAUUCGUGUUUCUAGCGCCAACGCCAUGACUUGCUUUCACCUGAUACUCUUAGAGAUACUCGUUGCCAUCUUUUUUGCCGUUUGUUUCUACAUGGACAAUGUCUGAUUGCACUUUUAAGUUUUAUACUGGUCAUGUACUCUUUGUGCACACCGUCAGAAUGUAUCGGCUGUUUGAACUGUUUA